AGACGGGAAGCGUAGUCUCAGAAGUCGAGCUGCAGCUGAGGACAAGCUGAACGUCUGCAGCAUCUCCCAGGAAUUUUUCCCAUGUUUUAAAUCCAAAAUGUGAAGAAUUCGCCUUUGCUGCACCACUUUGUGAAAGUUGUCGUGCAGGAGAGUUCGUGAGAGACGUGAAGGGAUGCGUCAAGACGUAUGAACUUGUGGGAGACAUCCAGAACACUGCCUAAAGGUUCACCAGCGGACAUGGAUGCGUCCGUAAACAUCCAGGACGCGCGGACGGAGUAACUGCUUUGCUCAAAUUUUACUUUUAAUUUAUUUGCUGCUGUAUAAAAUGCUCUGAAAACACAUGCCCUGUGCACUGUCAAGACAAGCGAAAAUUGAUACCAGCUAGAACCAUAUUUUACUGUCUCACUAUGGAUCAAAACUCCAAAUGCGUAAAAGUUGAGAGCAGCUUGAACGCAGAGACUAUCAACCUGAGUGUGCUUAACUGGGAGCAAGUGCAGCGCUUGGACUCAAUCCUCACAGGCAGCAUACCCAUCCACGGCAGAUGGAGCUUCCCCACUCUAGAGGUAAAGCCACGGGACAUAGUCAAAGUGGUUCGGAGCCGCAUGGAGGAGAAGGGGAUUCACGUCCGAGAGGUGCGCCUGAACGGCUCUGCAGCCAGCUACGUGCUGCACGAGGACAGCGGACUGGGCUGGAAGGACCUGGACCUCAUAUUCUGCGCUGAACUCAAAGGGGAACUAGAGUUUCAGAUUGUCAAGGACAUAGUUCUGGACUCACUUCUAGACUUUCUGCCAGAGGGAGUCAAUAAGGAAAAAAUCACGCCGGUGACGUUAAAGGAGGCUUAUGUGCAGAAGAUGGUCAAAGUGUGUAAUGACUCAGACCGGUGGAGCCUCAUCUCUCUCUCCAACAACCGCGGUAAGAACGUGGAGCUCAAGUUUGUGGAUUCUCUUCGGAGGCAGUUUGAGUUCAGCGUGGACUCUUUCCAGAUCCGCCUGGACUCCCUGCUGCUCUUCUACGAGUGCUCGGAACACCCCAUGGCUGCCACCUUUCACCCCACCAUCCUGGGGGAGAGUGUCUAUGGAGACUUCCCCACUGCUCUGGACCAUUUACGCAAGCGUCUGAUUUGCACCAGGAGUCCUGAGGAGAUCCGAGGAGGAGGCCUGCUCAAGUACUGCCACCUGUUGGUGAGGGGCUUCCGUGCCGCCUCUGAUGAAGAGAUGAAAUUGUUACAGCGCUACAUGUGUUCAAGAUUUUUCAUAGAUUUCCCUGAUGUGAAUGAUCAGAGAAGGAAGCUGGAGUCCUACCUUCAGAACCACUUUGUUGACUUAGAGGACAGAAAGUAUGACUACCUGGCCACAUUGUACCAUGUGGUUCAGGAGAGUACGGUGUGCCUCAUGGGACAUGAGAGGCGACAGACACUCAGUCUUAUCUCUUCUCUUGCACUGAGAGUACUGGCAGAACAAAAUGCCAUCCCAAAUGCUGCAAAUGUCACAUGCUUUUACCAGCCAGCGCCAUAUGUUUCUGAUGGAAACUUUAACAACUACUACAUCGCACAGGUCCAACCCAUGUACUCGUGUCCACUAUCACCCCCUCAACAGUAUAUUCCCCCACAGCAUCCCAUGUACGCUCCAUGGCUGUCCUGCAACUGAACUUUAGUCCAUCACAUUCAUUAUAUGUAAUAACCAAUGUCUUGAUUGAGCUCUCUUGAUUUUGUGUGCAGUAAAGAGCAGUUCAGUGGGAGCAUUUGGGAGCGCCACUCAUCAUCAGUGAAACAAAGUCUGGCUCAUUAUCCGCACUGAUAGUGAUAUUGAUAACAAGUAAAACGUAUUAUUGACUUGUUUCUGGACUCAAAAACAGAGACAUGCUGCUUGCUUCAGACCUUUGACCUUUACACAAUCAGUAUUGUGCAGGACAAUGCAAAAUAAGGAAGUUGUUUACAAAACCUACUUUAAGACCAAAAACAACAAAACAAUGCACAAUUUAUUUCUGUCGGGAAAUAAUGUUUAUAAGUGCCUAGGUGAAACAGAAAAGGAAAAGAUAUUUUGUGAUUUUAACUGUAGUGAAGAGAUGAAAGUGAUAUAAAAAUGAAUAUACAACCAAUAAAUAGCAUGCUUAGCUUUGCUAAGUUGUAUUUCUAAUCAAUAAAUUGUGUCAGUGUUUAGUUGAGCUCUUAUCUGCAGUGCUGGUGGACAAAAUGCACAUCUUGAUUAACAAAGAGGAAGUAACGGCAUAAUCUCAUGAUCUGUAAUGAGAGGGGAGGGGCAGCUCAAAAAUAAAAAUGAGAAUCUAUUGCAAAAGGAGAAAGGUUUGGCAGCUAAAGCAGAAGUGCAACAAAGUCAAAUACUGUUGAUAUCCACAGUGUAACAGAUUGUGCAAAGCACUAAACAGUGGUUAGUGAGAGAAGAGGAAAUAUGUGUGGGAUGGGUAUUCUGUUGAGAUGUAUAGAUACAGAACGUAUGGACACAUGUGUUGGAACUCAUUCAAUUGGAAAAGCUGAAAACACACUGGAAAGCGCACAUUUUUUGAUUGAACUUAAAAGUCACGUCUUAAUCUUGGCAUCCUAAAGUUGGAUCUAAAUAUGUGAUAAAACAUAUUCUGAGACUGCAGACACAUGAUGUUUGAAUAUUCAUCUGUUUAUAAACUAUUGUUUCAGUUUGGAGAAAACCACAUCUGUCAGCAAAGGGUUCAGAAAGUACCAAAGUGCAUAUCGAUAAUUCUGUAUGAUGCAUAAUCAUAUUGACACAUUGUUUUGAACGCAAUAAACAUAUGGCUUUUUCAUCACAACCAAAGUGCUAGCUUCUGUAGAAUGUCUCAAACAUAUUUUCAGAUGUAUUUUUCUAUCAAUCUUUAUUUUUGUACAGUUUGUGUUUGGCUGAUUGUAGAACUGUUGUUGUGUCUUAUUACUGUGGCUAAUGAAGAGCAAAACAUGUGGACACAGUCUAUAUGUGAGCUCCAGGUUUCAUGUGGAUUUCAAUUGCUCUAAAGAGAUUGUGAUACUGUCCAAUGGGGGCGUUCAACUACCAACCCAUUUGGACACAGAUACUGAAUAUUUGAAUUAAUUAAAUGAGAAAUAUCCCUC
Messenger RNA from Periophthalmus magnuspinnatus, 3076 nucleotides. RefSeq names its product terminal nucleotidyltransferase 5A-like. Bases 408 to 1646 code for a protein of 412 amino acids. The transcript has 2 exons. Gene Ontology annotation, biological process: mRNA stabilization. Gene Ontology annotation, molecular function: RNA binding; poly(A) RNA polymerase activity. Lineage: Eukaryota; Metazoa; Chordata; Actinopteri; Gobiiformes; Gobiidae. The record is from RefSeq and is a predicted model, not a curated record.